AAAUUUGUUGAUAGUUGUGGUAAUCUCAACUCAGCUUUUCAUAAAAAACAUUAUUAAUCCUAAAAUGAUAGAACUCGAAAAUAUUAAUUAAAAAAAAAGAUAUGAAAUUACAAUGUCAAAUUGAAGUUAUUAAUAGAGUACAUAGCAGUUUAAAUAUAAGGUCUAAUGGCAAAUAUUUAAAGUCUACGUUAGCUCUAGGAAAAGAACCGAAAAAUGAAAAUGAAUACUUUAUAUUGCACUUUUCUUCGAAUAAUAAAAAUGGCACGAAAUAUAAAUUGAAAUCUAUCAAACAAGUGUUUGUAAAGUGUAUAAAUGAAGGUAAAGCUACUAUAAGGUUUGAAGAGCCACCUCAUGACUUAUGUAUAAAAUGUGAAGUUAUACAGCUUAAAAGUUUUAUGAGACUACUUAAAUCGUGUAUUACCGGAGAUACAAAAGACCUAAAACUCUCAAAUUUAUCUUCACUCGCAAUAACAGCAAAUAAUAUUGCCCCAACAAAAUUAACUAUUCAUGAUCGGUCCGAAUUUCCUGCUAAGGGUCUGCCGAGAACGUUAGAAUCUUUACAUAUUGUUGGACUCAAAUUAUGCAACUUUCGACGAGAUAUUUUAUUACUUAGCCAUUUAGUUGUUCUUGAUUUAAGUAAUAAUGAAAUUGAAAAGAUACCUCCAGAGUUCGGAAGAUUACCAAGCAUUUCUGAGCUGUAUUUAGCAAAUAAUUGUCUCGGAGUGAAAGAUCAGAUAGACUGGAGGUGGCUUUUAGGUGUUCAGAUAACUAAAAAGCUUAAGCUUUUAGAUCUAAGUGGCAAUAAAAUAAAAGAACUACCAAAAAGUAUUUGGAAAUUGCAAAAUUUAAUAACUUUAAAGAUAGAUAACAAUAAUUUAAAGAGACUGCCUGCUUCCUUGGGACGUAUCAACACUUUGAGGUAUUUAACGGUAUCACAAAAUAGUUUGCAGUCCUUGCCAUGUGGACUGAUGCAAUGCCGACUUGAUUAUAUAGAUUUAUCAGCAAACAUGUUUGUGCCCGGAAAUGGUACUUUGAAAACUGGCAAUUACUCUCAAUGGGAAUUUUACGUAAACAGCUUAGUACAUAUUGCUUCUAAGGUAGUUUUAAACAAGAAAUUAUUCUAUGCACCCAACAUAAUACCUCGGACAUUGGUUGAGUUGUUAGAUAAUGCCAAUAUAUGUGUAUGUGGUAAGUCAGUUUUAAAUCACUCUUAUUUUAUUAUCAAAGAAUUUCAACUAAAGGAUUUGUAUAGAGUUGUAGUCUUUAAUAAUAAUCAUAGUUGUGCUGUCGGUUUCGAGUGUUACUUUUGUUCUCCUAAGUGCUUUAUGAAAUGAUUAUAUUUUGUAUAUUAUUCAGUAACAUUAUUUAUUAUUAAGUCUAAUUUUGUAAACAAAUAAAUGCUAAUUAUUUUC
Vanessa tameamea is the source of this 1412-nucleotide messenger RNA. It is a transcript of the gene Lrr47, whose product is annotated as leucine-rich repeat protein 1. NCBI's taxonomy places the organism in Eukaryota, Metazoa, Arthropoda, Insecta, Lepidoptera, Nymphalidae. Bases 102 to 1334 code for a protein of 410 amino acids. The transcript has 4 exons. The record is from RefSeq and is a predicted model, not a curated record. Gene Ontology annotation, molecular function: protein binding.